Molecule: messenger RNA, 717 nt
Organism: Capra hircus (goat)
Lineage: Eukaryota; Metazoa; Chordata; Mammalia; Artiodactyla; Bovidae
Product: placental prolactin-related protein 1-like
Exons: 5
Coding region: 1-717 (238 amino acids)
Biological process (GO): positive regulation of cell population proliferation; mammary gland development; response to nutrient levels
Cellular component (GO): extracellular region
Molecular function (GO): prolactin receptor binding; hormone activity
Source: RefSeq, a predicted model, not a curated record
AUGGCUCCAGCUCCCAGCUUCAAUGGACACCAGUGGACUUCCAACCCUGUCCGAGGGUCCUGCAUUCUGCUGCUGCUGGUCAUGUCAAAUCUGCUCCUGUGCCAAGGCAACCCAUGCCAGUCCUGCGGUCCUGACGUGUUUGCCACCUCCCUGAGAUCCCUUACAGACUUGUUUAUCGAUGCUGUCCGGCUGUCCCACGACUUCCAUAACUUUUCCUUAAUAACGUUCAACAAGUUUGAUGAAAAAUAUGCCCAGGGCAAACUGUACUAUAUCAACGUCACCAAGAGCUGCCACACCAAUUCCCUCCAUUUUCCCGAAGAAAGAGAUAAAGUCUACCAGGAAAACAAUGAAAACAUUACUAAGUGGGCACUUGUGCUACUGUACUCCUGGAAUAAUCCUCUGUAUCAUCUAGUCACAGAGCUGAAGAGUAUGAAAGAAUUGUUAGAGGAUUUCCUAUCAAGCACCAUGAAGAUUGAGAGCAUGUCAGAGAAACUUCAAGCCUUAAUAGAGAGUCACUUCAGCAAGAUUGUUCUUCCAGUCCUGAAUACGAUGCACAAUGCUUCCAGUACCUGGUCAGGACUCCCAUCCCUGACGUCCAGCGAUGAAGAUAGGCGUCAUUCUGAAUUGUAUAACCUGUUCUACUGCCUGCACAGGGAUUCACAUAAAGUUGACAUGUACAUCAAGUUCCUGGGGUGCCGAGCCCGCAAAAUGUGCUAA